AUGGAGGCUGCCCACCUCCACCCCUCAGAGGAGCCUCAGUUCAGCGCCUCUCCCAAACCCCAGUCAUGCUGGUCAAGGAGAGGCGGUGCUGAAGUCCACGGAGGACCCUCUGUGCCCGAGACGACAUCCCCUGCAUCAAAGACACUCUCCUCCCCGACUGACCCGUUGGCUCCCGCAUCAGCAGGACUGCCUCCCACCAAGAUGCCUCUGAGUUGGAAGAGCCUUUCCCAGGUGGGAGCCGGGCUUCAGAACAUGGGCAACACUUGCUAUGUGAAUGCGACCCUACAGUGUCUGACCUACACAGAGCCCCUCGCCAGCUACAUGCUGUCCCAGCAGCACGGGACCACCUGUAGGAGGCAGACAUCCUGCAUGCUGUGUACCCUGCAGGCUCACCUGACGCGGGUUCUCUGCCAUCCUGGACGUGUGCUCCGGCCCCUGCCACUCCUGCUCGCCGCCUUCCACAGACACAAGCAGGAAGAUGCCCAUGAGUAUCUCAUGUUCAUUCUGGAUGCAAUGCAGCAAGCAUGCUUGCCUGAGGACAAGCUCUCAGACCCUGAGUGUCCUCAGGACAGCACCCUCAUCCAGCAACUCUUUGGGGGGUACUGGAGGUCUCAAAUCCAGUGUCUCCACUGCCAAGGCAUUUCGAGCACUCUGGAACCUUACCUGGACAUCAGCCUGGACAUCGGGGAUGCUCACAGCGUCAGCCAAGCUUUGGAGCAGUUGGUGAAGCCCGAACUGCUGGAAGGUGAAAAUGCCUACCAUUGUAGUAAGUGUCUGGAGAAGGUGCCUGCGUCCAAGGUGUUGACUUUGCACACUUCCCCGAAUGUCCUCAUCCUGGUCUUGAGACGAUUCUCAGACUUGACAGGCAACAAAAUGACUAAGGAGGUGCAAUAUCCUGAGCGCCUUGACAUGCAACACUACCUGUCUGAGCAGAGGGCAGGACCCUUGGUUUAUGUGCUCUAUGCCGUGCUGGUGCACGCUGGGAGGAGUUGCCACAGCGGACAUUACUUCUGUUUCGUAAAGGCAGGAAAUGGCCAGUGGUAUAAAAUGGAUGAUGCUAAGGUCAGCGCCUGUGAUGUGACUUGCGCGCUGCGCCAACCUGCCUAUGUCCUCUUUUAUAUGCAGAAGACUGAUCUGGAGAGAGACCUUGGGAGGGAGUCAGUCGAAGAGGGAGGACUCGCAUCUCCCGAGGCAGACCCCACAGUGGUGGGUGAGGCCUCAGGAGAGCCGGCAACGGAUCCCUCCGUGAACCUUCCUGAGUUGGAGGAGCGUGGGGAAGAGACCUCAAGGCAACAAAUGACAUUAGACCAGUGGAGAUGCCUUCAAGAAUGCAACCGCCCUAAGCCUGAACUUAAUGUCAGGAGAAGAGAAAUUGCUCUUCCUGCGAACGCAGUCAUCCUUCACCACUCCAAAUACAGACCUGAGAUGCCGAAGAAUCAUCCUCAGCAGACCGUCGACCUGCUCACCACUGCGGCUGGGAUGCUCCCACCUCAGGUGGCCGGGGACGUGGCCAAAGUCCCGCCCCUAAAGUUAGCCUCAGCCCACCUGGUGGACCUCCUGGUGCCCAGGAAGUGCCGAUCGCUGACACCCCACAGCCAGCUCGCCAACCCUGUGUCAGGGCUGACAGCCUGGAUGUGCAGCAGAGUCUCCCUCGAGGGGCUCCAGGCUGGCGCCCAGGGCCAUGGGAAGCAGUCACGCCUGUGGAUGCACAGCCGGGCCCCCGCAGCCCAGGAAGACACCUGCCCUCUGGCCAAGCAAGAGCCCCCAGCCCACACCUGCCACACGUCACCUGGAGAUGCUGCAGCCAUGCACCGAGCCCCCUCGGCCGCCCUCUGCGCGGGCCCCCACUCAGCCCCUGAGAAUGUUCUUCACCAGAUUGGACAGAAGCUGCUGGAGCUCCCGGGUGCAGGGGCCUUGGCCGGGAAUGGGCAUCUGAUCGCCCUGAUGAAGUCCAGCCGGACGGAGUUGCUGGAGCACAAAGUCCGACAACUGCUGCUCGCCUUGCAGGGCAGAGAUGUCAUCUCCAUUUGCAGCUUCUUAGACGACUAUCGUGGAUUCGCCACCACGGACGAGGUGCUGGACCUGCUGUCCACUGAGGCCAUCUCCUGCAUGCUGGAAAUAUGGCUGGAUUAUUUUCGGGAUGAAUUUUGUCAGCUCCCAGAAUUUCCCUCCCUGAGGAUGAUUCUGGAAUUCAUGAGGCAGCGCAUGCCAGGCUCGGACGUGGAACUCCAUGCCCGGCGUUACCUCCAGCAAUUCAGACGCCUCCAGCAGCGGAGCCAGAGGGGGAGCCCCCUGCACCCCUGCGAGCCUGGAGGAGGAGCAGGUGCCACCCCUGCUCUCGAGGUCAUGGAUGUGCCCGAGCAGCCUCCUAACUCGAUGGAGCAACCAGCCAUAGGACCGAAGCAACCCUGUGAACCACCUCGGGAGCCCGCCCCAGCUCCGACUGUGGGGCCUGCUGAAGCUUCAGGGUGA
Molecule: messenger RNA, 2472 nt
Organism: Canis lupus familiaris (dog)
Lineage: Eukaryota; Metazoa; Chordata; Mammalia; Carnivora; Canidae
Product: ubiquitin carboxyl-terminal hydrolase 17-like protein 17
Exons: 6
Coding region: 1-2472 (823 amino acids)
Biological process (GO): regulation of apoptotic process; protein deubiquitination
Cellular component (GO): cytosol; nucleus
Molecular function (GO): cysteine-type endopeptidase activity; cysteine-type deubiquitinase activity
Source: RefSeq, a predicted model, not a curated record